CUUUACGGCAACCGCGGAGACGCAUUGGAGUCAUCGCAUGCUGGUUGACGUUUCCCACUGUUUCCUACAGAUGGACACUCUUUAUAUCUCUCCCCACCCUGAUGACUUCAGGAGUCUAUUACCAUUGAUCGCAACUGAAUAUUGCAGCUCUCCUCCACGAGCAGUGCAUGAGGACCCCCCGGCUGACGUGGCCAGAUCUCGUCCAGCACUGGUCUUGGCUGGUGCAGGUGGGACGGCACUCACUGGUUCCAGUGCUGUAAGCUGGUACCUGGCAGCAGCCGGUAAACGGACGGGCAGCGAUAAGAAACAAGAAAGUCAGGUGUGGCAGUGGCUGAGCUUUGCUGACAAUGAGUUGACGCCCGUGGCUUGCGCUGUGACUUUUCCUUUGCUUGGUGUGAUGGGAGUUGACAAGAAGCUUCAACAGAGUUCCCAAGCAGAGCUGCUUCGUGUUCUUAAAGUUCUCGAUAAGACCCUAGAAACACAAACAUUCCUGGUCGGGGAGGCUGUUACUUUGGCUGAUAUGGCUGUUUCUAUGGCAGCACUGUUGCCAUUCAAAUAUGCUUUGGAACCUGUAGACAGGACGUCAUUGGUGAAUGUGACCAGAUGGUUUAAUACUUGUGUAAAUCAGCCACAGUUCCUGAAGGUGUUGGGUAAAAUCUCACUGUGUGAGAAAAUGGUCCCUGUGACACCCAAACCUGCUGCCGCCUCCAAUGCGACAGCAAACUCUGCUGCCAACACCGCAACAUCCGGCAAUGAACCUGCAGGUCCUCCUAAGACAGAGGCUCAACUGAAGAAAGAAGCCAAGAAGCGUGAAAAGAUGGAGAAGUUCCAACAGAAGAAGGAGAUGGAGGAGAAAAAGAAGCUGCAACCUCAGAUGGAGAAAAAAGCCAAACCUGAGAAGAAGGAACUGGGUGUGAUCACCUACAACAUCCCUACUCCACCUGGAGAGAAAAAAGAUGUCCUGAGUGCUCUGCCUGAUUCAUACAGUCCUCAGUAUGUGGAAGCCGGCUGGUACCCCUGGUGGGAGAAACAGGGUUUCUUUAAGCCUGAAUAUGGGAGGAAGAAUGUAAGUGAGCCCAACACUCAUGGAGUGUUUAUGAUGUGUAUUCCUCCGCCUAAUGUGACCGGAUCCCUGCAUCUUGGCCACGCCUUAACCAAUGCUAUUCAGGACAGCUUGACCAGAUGGCACAGAAUGAGAGGAGAGACCACACUGUGGAAUCCCGGCUGUGAUCAUGCUGGAAUCGCCACACAGGUGGUGGUGGAGAAGAAACUGAUGAGAGAGAAACAGAUGAGCAGACAUGACCUCGGCAGAGAGAACUUCAUCCAGGAGGUCUGGAAGUGGAAGAACGAAAAGGGAGACCGCAUCUACCAUCAGUUGAGGAAGCUGGGAUCCUCUCUGGACUGGGACAGAGCUUGUUUUACCAUGGAUACUAAACUGUCUUAUGCAGUUCAGGAGGCUUUUAUACAUAUGCAUGAGGAGGGUGUGAUCUACAGGAGCAAGAGGCUGGUCAACUGGUCCUGCACUCUCAACUCGGCCAUCUCAGACAUAGAGGUGGAUAAAAAGGAGCUGACAGGCCGGACUCUUCUCCCUGUGCCGGGCUAUAAGGAGAAGGUUGAGUUUGGAGUGCUGGUGUCUUUCUCGUACAAAAUCGAAGGAUCAGAUGAGGAGGUUGUGGUGGCCACCACACGUAUUGAGACCAUGCUUGGAGACACAGCUGUGGCUGUCCACCCCAAUGAUUCCAGAUAUCAGCAUCUCAGAGGCAAGAUGGUUAUUCACCCGUUCUGUGACAGAAAGAUGCCGGUGGUAUUUGAUGACUUCGUGGAUAUGAACUUUGGAACAGGUGCGGUGAAAAUCACUCCUGCUCAUGACCAUAAUGAUUAUGAGGUGGGAGAGAGACACAAGCUUCCUUUCAUCAACAUCCUGGACGAUAACGGCGUCCUCAUCAACGUCCCUCCUCCAUUCCUGGGUAUGAAGCGUUUCGAGGCAAGGAACGCUGUGCUUCAGGCUCUGAAAGACAGAGGCCAGUUUAAGGAGAUAAAAGACAAUCCCAUGGUGGUGCCCGUCUGCAGCCGUUCUAAGGACAUAGUGGAGCCUUUGAUGAAGCCCCAGUGGUACGUGGACUGCAGAGAAAUGGGAAAGCAGGCCGCAGAUGUGGUCAGAAAUGGAGAACUGAAGAUCAUCCCCGACCACCACCUCAAAACCUGGUUCAACUGGAUGGACAACAUCAGGGACUGGUGCAUUUCACGACAGCUGUGGUGGGGUCACAGGAUACCAGCGUACUUUGUAACUGUGAACGAUCCGUCAGUCAAACCAGGCGAGGAUGUAGAUGGACAUUACUGGGUCAGCGGAAGAUCAGAGGAGGAAGCCAGAGAAAAAGCAACCAAAUGCUUUAAUGUGACUGCAGACAAAAUCUCUUUCCGUCAGGAUGAAGAUGUGUUGGACACUUGGUUUUCUUCAGGGAUCUUCCCCUUCUCUAUCUUUGGCUGGCCCAAUGAGUCUGAAGACCUGAGAGUGUUCUACCCUGGCACGCUGUUAGAGACGGGCCAUGAUAUCCUGUUCUUCUGGGUGGCUCGUAUGGUCAUGAUGGGUCUCAAGCUCACCGGAAAACUCCCUUUCAAAGAGGUGUACCUUCAUGCGGUGGUACGUGAUGCACAUGGCAGGAAAAUGAGCAAGUCUCUGGGUAACGUCAUUGAUCCUCUGGACGUCAUCACUGGCAUCUCAUUGGAGGGUCUUCAUGCUCAGCUGACAGACAGUAAUCUUGAUCCUCUGGAGAUCGAAAAGGCCAUACAAGGCCAGAAAUCUGACUAUCCCAAUGGAAUUCCAGAAUGUGGAACUGAUGCGCUCAGAUUUUCUCUGUGCGCCUACACAGGUCAAGGCAGAGAUAUUAAUCUGGAUGUGAACAGGAUUCUGGGAUACAGGCAUUUCUGUAACAAGCUGUGGAACGCUGUGAAGUUUGCCAUGAGGACUCUGGGAGAAGCGUUUGUGCCUUGGGAGAAAGCUCAGCUGUGUGGCAGUGAAAAUGCAUCGGAUCGCUGGAUUUUGUCUCGGCUGUGUGCGGCAGUAGCUCUGUGUGAUAGUGGAUUCAAGGCAUACGAUUUCCCUGCAAUCACCACUGCCAUCUACAACUUCUGGCUCUAUGAGCUUUGUGAUGUCUACCUGGAGAGCAUAAAGCCAGUGAUGAGUAAGACAGAUCCAGAUGGACAGACGCAGGGAGACAUCUGUAGACAGACCCUGUACACCUGUCUAGAGGUGGGGCUCCGCCUCCUGUCUCCUUUCAUGCCUUUUGUUACAGAAGAGCUGUUUCAGAGGUUGCCAAGGAGACCGCCUCAAAACAGCCCCCCUAGCAUCUCCGUCACACCGUAUCCAGAUACAUCAGAGUUCUGUUGGCACAGUGAGGAGAUCGACCACCAGAUGGAGUUUGUCAUGUCUGUGGUCAGAACCAUCCGAUCACUCAGGGCUGAUUAUAACCUGACCAAGACCCGUGCUGACUGUUAUCUGCAGUGCAUAGACGCUGAUACAGCUGAUCUGGUCCAGAAAUACAGUUUACAGAUUCAGACCUUGUCUUACUCUCAGGCCAUUCACACAAUAACAGGCGACGGCACCAUCCCACAAGGCUGUGCGGUGGCCAUCGCCUCGGACAGAUGCACCGUUCACCUCAUGCUGAAGGGUUUGAUUGAUUUAGAAAAGGAGGUCACUAAACUAACAGCGAAGAGAGGAGAGCUGGAGAAACAGAUGGAGAAGCUGAAGGAGAAGAUGGCCAAGAAUGAUUACAAAGAAAAAGUCCCCGUGAAAGUGCAGGAGGCAGACGCUGAGAAGCUGAGGCAGAAUGAGACAGAACUGCAGAAAGUGAAGGAAGCCAUCGAGAACUUCAGCAAGAUGAUGUGACGCAGCUCGCUUUUCAGCACUUGUCUUUAACUUGCAAACUUUUAUAUUUAGAUCCUUUUGUUCCCUUUAAGUAUUUGCAAUCAUGUCUACUGAAGAACAACAUGGGAAGCUUGAAUAAACAUCAACUGAGAUUCAA
Messenger RNA from Triplophysa rosa, 4022 nucleotides. It is a transcript of the gene vars1, whose product is annotated as valyl-tRNA synthetase 1. The transcript has 31 exons. Gene Ontology annotation, biological process: valyl-tRNA aminoacylation. The record is from RefSeq and is a predicted model, not a curated record. Gene Ontology annotation, cellular component: cytosol. The coding region runs from base 38 to 3886 and encodes 1282 amino acids. Gene Ontology annotation, molecular function: aminoacyl-tRNA deacylase activity; ATP binding; valine-tRNA ligase activity. Lineage: Eukaryota; Metazoa; Chordata; Actinopteri; Cypriniformes; Nemacheilidae.